Cornus florida is the source of this 627-nucleotide messenger RNA. RefSeq lists its product as uncharacterized. The record is from RefSeq and is a predicted model, not a curated record. The transcript has a single exon. The coding region runs from base 1 to 627 and encodes 208 amino acids. NCBI's taxonomy places the organism in Eukaryota, Viridiplantae, Streptophyta, Magnoliopsida, Cornales, Cornaceae.
AUGAUAACUACAAUAUGUAUACUCGUAUAUGGUUGUGCAGCCGAUCAUUGUGAUGAGUAUAUUAAAAUCGGCGGGAACACUGCCAUUGAAACCCUGAUGACAAUUUGUAAGGUUGUUGUUGUUGUUGUGUGUGGGGAAGAGUACAUGCACUCACCCAACGAAGCCGACGUAGCAUCGCUACUUCGAGGAAAGGAAGAGAGAAAAUUCCCAAGUAUGUUUAGUUAUAUCGACUGUAUGCACUGGGAGUGGAAGAAUUGUCCGGUGUCGUGGCAUGGCACGCACAAAGGAAGCUCUCAUACGCAUAUGUUCAUAUUAGAGGCGGUUGCCUCAAAAGAUUUGUGGAUCUGGCAUGCAUUCUUUCAAAUGUCGGGUUCACAUAAUGAUAUUAAUGUGCAGGAUCAUUCUCCGUUAUUCGACAGCAUCGUCACUGGCCAAAUUCCUCGGGUUAAUUUCUUUGUGAAUGGCCAUUACCAUAGAAUGGGGUAUUACCUAUCUGAUAGUAUAUAUCCAAAGUGGGCAACUUUGAUGCAGACCAUCCCGCACCCAACUACAGUAAAAGAAAAGCUUUUUGCCCAUAUACAAGAGGCCUACAGGAAAGAUGUGGAACGAGCUUUUGGGGUCUUAUAG